Messenger RNA from Aspergillus calidoustus, 984 nucleotides. NCBI's taxonomy places the organism in Eukaryota, Fungi, Ascomycota, Eurotiomycetes, Eurotiales, Aspergillaceae. The record is from the annotation of a GenBank genome assembly.
AUGCCGGUUCACUGGCCGCUUGAGAAGUUGCAAAUUUCGGGGCCCUGUGGCGAAGUUACGAAGAGUCCACAUAUCCUACAGGGACGGGUUGCGCAUUUGAUUCUGUACUUUGCGUCGGAGCUGCGCUUUGAAGGGCCGACGUCUGAUGAGUUGAACCUAGCGUAUCAUGAGGCAAUCGAGCGCGGGGAAAAGAAGAAGGAAUACAUUGGGGACAGCGGUAUCCAGCUGAUCAUGAUGAGCUCCCUCGCGCUCGAGUGGCUGGCGAACAAGUAUCCAGAGGGUGAACAUGACGCGAGUCAAUUCAGGCUCGAGCCGGAGAAUCAGCCCAUUGAAGGCGAGGAGAUCCGCACUCGUACGCUUGAGAUUAUCGAGAACGAUGCCAUCGACACGUUCCAGCGCAUGUCGCUCGCCCUUCCACAUGUCGUCCAAAAUCUCACAUCUCUCACUCUGCGAUCAACCUCGAAUCCGCCUGAUCCUCGCUGGCUACACGAGGCCUUCUUCGGCGGUGUUCUCAAAGAAAUGACCAACCUCGAAACCCUCCACCUCACUGUUGGCGAUAUCUUCCAAAAGGAAACCUCCCUCCCCGCACUCUUUACCUGGCUCCCGCCGAAUGUAACCACGCUGCAUUUCCGCGGCCCCGCGUCGCUCGUGCGGUCCAAGCGAUGGGAGGAAUGGGUCGCAGCAUUCGAGUCGACGGAUUUUCUCCCCAAACUGCAGCGUCUCGCAUUCGUGCUGGAUCUUUAUUAUAAAGAAGGCGAGUACAGCAAAGAGCUGGAAGAUGCACCGGAGGAUCUCUUACUCGAGGCCCGGGCCGCGUGCGACCGAAUCUGCGAUGCUGCGCGCCGUCGCGGAGUUAAGGUCGAGCCAUUUGAGGACAAGUGGGCGGGCAAACACGUGUGCCUACGGCCGGUAGAUGCGCGGUGGUCGUCGCUAUCCCCGUCAGCCACUCAGCAGACCAACCACAUUAGCUCGAGCGACUUGUGA